AUGCCGCUGGCCCACAGGACUCGGGUGAAGCCGCAGGCCAGUAGCCGUGGCAGGGCUGGCUCUGCCCACGUCCUGGCCUUGGACCUGACAGAUCCCAAGGACGGUUUCCAGGAAGUCAAAGAAAACAUACCGGCUUACCCUGGGUUUUGUGAUGCCUUCAACAUCGACAUGAAGAAGCCACGAAUCAUUCCGGGCUCGAAGGAAGCCUAUUUUGGCUAUACGGUUCAGCAGCAUGAAAUCAACGGGAAGAAGUGGCUGGUGGUAGGAGCCCCGUACGAGAGCAGCGGGCAACAGAAGACUGGAGACGUUUACAAGUGUUCGGUGAAUGGCGAAGCCAACAGCACCUGCUCCAAGCUCAACCUAGGGAGAGUAACUCUUUCCAAUGUGUCGGAGCGCAAGGAUAACAUGCGCCUGGGGCUGAGCCUGACCACAAACCCCAAAGAUAACAGCUUUCUGGCCUGCAGCCCACUCUGGUCCCACGAGUGCGGAAGUUCUUACUACACCACGGGAAUGUGCUCCAGGGUGAACUCCAACUUCCGGUUCUCCAAGACCGUGGCACCAGCUCUCCAGAGAUGCCAGACCUACAUGGAUAUAAUUAUCGUCCUGGAUGGAUCCAACAGCAUCUACCCCUGGGUGGAAGUUCAGGAUUUCCUGAUAAAAAUCUUGAAGAAGUUUUACAUUGGACCAGGCCAAAUACAGGUCGGGGUCGUCCAGUACGGGGAGAAUGCUGUGCACGAAUUCCACCUGAACGACUACAGGUCCGUGAAGGACGUGGUGGAAGCCGCAAGGCACAUUGAGCAGAGAGGCGGCACCGAGACCCGGACGGCAUUCGGGAUAGAGUUUGCUCGCUCAGAAGCCUUCCAGAAAGGCGGGCGGAAGGGCGCCAAGAAGGUGAUGAUCGUCAUCACGGAUGGCGAGUCCCACGACAGCCCCGACCUCGAGAAGGUGAUGGAGGCCAGCGAGAGGGACAACGUCACCAGAUACGCGGUCGCGGUUCUUGGUUAUUACAACAGAAGAGGGAUCAAUCCGGAGGCCUUUCUAAACGAGAUUAAAUAUAUAGCAAGUGACCCAGACGACAAGCAUUUCUUUAAUGUCAGUGACGAGGCAGCUCUUAAAGACAUCGUGGAUGCUCUUGGGGAGAGGAUUUUCAGCCUGGAAGGUACCAACAAGAAUGAAAUAUCCUUCGGCCUAGAAAUGUCCCAGACGGGAUUUUCAUCACACAUUGUGGAAGAUGGGAUUCUGCUGGGAGCUGUGGGUGCUUAUGACUGGAACGGAGCAGUGCUGAAGGAGACCAGCGGCGGAAAGGUGGUCCCUCUCCGCGAGUCCUACCUGCAAGAGUUCCCGGAGGAGCUGAAAAACCAUGGCGCAUACCUGGGAUACACAGUCACUUCGGUGGUGUCCACAAGACUUGACCAGCUGUACGUGGCAGGAGCACCGCGGUUCAACCACACGGGGAAAGUGAUAGUUUUCACGAUGCACACCAACCGGAAUCUCACCAUCCACCAGUCGCUGAAAGGCGAACAGAUUGGUGCCUAUUAUGGCAGUGAGAUCAAUUCGGUGGAUGUGGAUGGAGACGGAGUCACGGAUGUUUUGCUGGUUGGCGCCCCCAUGUACUUCAGCGAAGGAAGGGAGAGAGGCAAGGUGCACGUCUACCACCUGAAAGAGGACCGGUUUGUUCCCAGCGGGGCCCUAAAAGAUUUGCCCAGCUACCAGAACUCCCGGUUUGGGUCGUGCAUCGCGUCCGUCGCGGACUUGAACCAGGACUCUUACAACGACGUCGUCGUGGGCGCUCCUCUGGAGGAGGAGCACCGGGGAGCGAUCUACGUCUUUCACGGCUACAGGGAAGACCUCCUGCGGAACUACAAGCAGAGAAUAGCCGCGGCAGACCUUUCCCCGGGCUUGAAGUACUUUGGGCGCAGCAUCCACGGGCAUCUGGACCUGAAUGAAGACGGGCUGGUAGACCUUGCCGUGGGCUCGCUCGGAAGUGCCGUCCUGUUAUGGUCCCGCAGCGUCGUCCAAGUCAAUGCCAGCAUCCACUUUGAACCAUCCAAAAUCAACAUUUUCAACAAGGACUGCACACGCAACGGGAAGGAUGCCACUUGUCUGUCGGCCGUCGUUUGCUUCACCGCCAUUUUCCUCUCCGCUCAUUUUCAGAUGGCAAGUGUGGCACUGAAUUACUACAUCACCAUUGACGAGCGACGGUACAUCCCGCGAGCCCACCUGGACGAAAAUGCGGACCGGCAUGCCCACAAAGUGACCACCUUGUUUGCCGGGCGAGAACAGUGCACCAGGCUGAACUUCCAUGUUUUGGAUACAGCUGAUUACGUGAAGCCCGUGACCUUCUCCAUCGAUUAUGCCCUGGAUGGUCCUGACAAAGGGCCGGUGAUGGACGAUGGAUGGCCGAGCUCCCUGAAAGUCGCUGUGCCUUUUUGGAACGGGUGCAACGAGGAUGAGCACUGUAUCCCCAAUUUGGUCCUCGAGGCCAAAACCGAUAUUCCCACUGCGAUGGAGUAUUGCAGGCGUGUCCUGAGAAAGUCGCACUCGGAUUGCUCCGCCUACACGCUGUCUUUUGACACCUCCAUUUUUGUCAUAGAGAGCUCCAGGAGGAGGGUGGCCGUGGAAGCCACGCUGGAGAACAGAGGGGAAAACGCGUAUAAUGCCAUUCUAAACAUUUCCUUCUCAAGAAACCUCCAGUUUGCGAGCUUGAUCCAGAAGGAUGACCUGGACAUUAACAUCGACUGCGUGUCUGACGAGAAGCAUCCAAACAGCAGGGUCUGCAACGUCAGCUAUCCCUUCUUCCGGGCCAAAGCAAAGGUGGCUUUUCGCUUGGAUUUUGAGUUCAGGAGGUCUGUUUUCCUCCAAAACCUGGAGAUCUUUUUGACUGCCAGCAGUGACAGUGAGGAACUGGAAAGCACGAAAGAGGACAACUACGUUCUCCUGAAGUUUCCACUGAAGUAUGAGACUGACCUCCUUUUCAGCAGGAGCUCCAGCCAGAACUACUAUGAGAUCAAGUCGAACAGUUCCCUGGAGAGAUACGACCCCAUCGGCCCUCCUUUUAAUUGCACCUUCCAGCUGCAGAACUUGGGACUCUUUCCUGUGGAUGAGCUGGCGAUCAAAAUCACAGUCCCCGUAGCCACCCGAGGAGGGAAUCGCCUUUUGCAGCUCACUGGUUUUCGUGUGCAUGAGGGAAACACGCUGUGCAACAUCGGAGGCAACAAUACGGACUACCGUUGGACACCCUCGGAUGAGGACUUGGGCCGCCACCCACAGCUGAACUACAGCAAUUCCGAUGUAGUCUCAAUAGACUGCAAUGUGCAUUUGGCAGCAAACGAAGAGGUUCGCUUCCUCUUGUACGGGACGCUCUGGAUGAAGUCGCUGAGAGCCCUGAAAUUCAAGUCCCUGAGAUUCGUGAUCAACGCCGUCCUACAGCGAGGGUUUCGCAGCGCCUUUGUCUUCAGAGAAGAGGACCCCAGCCGGCAGAUCAUCUUUGAAAUCUCCAAGAGAGAGGAGACCCACAUCCCCAUCUGGAUCAUCAUCGGGAGCACCCUCGGAGGCCUCCUGCUGCUCGCGCUCCUCGUCCUGGCACUGUGGAAGCUUGGCUUCUUUAAAAGCGCCAACCGCAAGAGAGACGCAGCCCAGGACCAGAACGCCAAAGAUCUGGACUGAAGCCUCCGCCACCCCAGAGCGCUCCGUCACCCAUGGCUCGCUUGGCACGGAGGCCUUCGCUCGCCUGUCCAGGCCCCCUUCGCUGGAAGCAACCCAACUGCCACCAGUCAUUUCCAAGGGCCAAGAUGCAGCCAGCUCCAGGAACUUCAAAUUGGUUUUGUUUCCCCCUGCCUCAGACACUGGAAGCAGCCAGGCCGAGAGGGCAGGUGGCUAGGGCAGAGGCCCAGGCAGCUGUCCACACGUGCCACGGCAGGCGGGGGUCGUGCCA
Molecule: messenger RNA, 3934 nt
Organism: Varanus komodoensis (Komodo dragon)
Lineage: Eukaryota; Metazoa; Chordata; Lepidosauria; Squamata; Varanidae
Gene: ITGA11
Product: integrin subunit alpha 11
Exons: 31
Coding region: 1-3666 (1221 amino acids)
Biological process (GO): integrin-mediated signaling pathway; cell-cell adhesion; cell adhesion mediated by integrin
Cellular component (GO): integrin complex; external side of plasma membrane
Molecular function (GO): integrin binding
Source: RefSeq, a predicted model, not a curated record